AGAUUUGCGUCUUUUGUCAAAAUGAACAACUGUAAUCUAAUAAUCCACAUAAUAAUCAACAGAAGGUAAAAUUAAGUAUUGAUUUUUUCGGUUAAAAAUCACAUCUCUGUUCGGUUCUUACUUGUGUUCUUUAAAUGAAAGAUAUUUUGUUAGCUAUAAAUAAUAAUUUAAUUUUCUAUUUAUCGCCACCAGAGGUCGCCCUUGAACAAUGCUUAAAUCUGGCUUCUUCAUACGCCUGAUAAUAAAGACUUAAAAGCUUAAAAACUUAAUUCUUUAGAUGUUAUUCAGUUUUGCUUGCUGGAAAACCCACUAAAUUUAUGCAGCAACAUCUCUACAGAUUUUCCUUGAGGUUCUGUGAGUCUGUUCACCCACAAGGAACAUACAACAUGGCACAUGUUUGGGAUUAUGCAGCCCUACAAAAACAAAAGGUAAACAUGUCUGUCAUUGAAAGUAUUAGAGUGUAAAACAAUUUCACCACAAGGAAACAACACAAUGGUAUGAUUCUGCAGUGGUGUGUAGUAUCAUCCCAACAGUAUCUGGAAAGAUCUGAGUUGAGCUGUUGUGGCUGCUGUGGGUGUGUGAAGAUGACGCCUAAAAAAACGCAACAUGUGCGUUUUGUAAAUUCCGGUGUGGUUUUGCAAAGAAACGACGUGACACACAGUCAGAGAGGAAGAGACAACGAGGUGGAGGGAGGGGAAGGGCCUCAGAAAUGUCAAACUGCUCCACUUGACGCAAGAUGGAUUCUCUGUUUGAUUCAUUACAUACUUAGUGUUGAUAAUAGUUUUUUAAUUAGCUGUCUGCGGCAGUAUUUCACUGCUCUUGUGGCACAACAAUGGACUCUAACAUUAUGGAGAUAAUAGAGGAAUUCAUGGAAAGUGCGUUGGUGCAAUGGGUUGAGCUGUUUGAAAAUAUGGUGGAGAGGGAGGACACCAUCCCACGCUACAGCCAAUACAUGGAAGUAAACUCAAUCUCCCAGAGUGCUCGAGACCGGUACCUGAGGCUUACCAAUGGGAUUUUCCUCAAUGAGGUCAUGAGGGUCAUAGACCCCAACCCCAAAGUGGAGCAGCUGUACGACAGUGGAAGAGGAGAUGACCACAUGCUGAGAGUCCAGAAUUUUUCCAUUUUAAAUCGACACCUCAGAGCCUUUUACCAGGAAGAUCUGCAACAGUUGAUACUGAUGGCUCUCCCAAAUGUUGCCAUUCUGGGGCAGGACCCCCUAACAGAGGCAGCAGUGGAAGAGCUCAGACGACUGCUGCUGCUCUUAUUAGGAUGUGCUGUGCAGUGUGAAAAUAAGGAAACAUUCAUUCAGCAGAUCCAGUCUCUGGACAUUCAGACCCAGGCUGCUAUCGCAAACUGUAUUCAGCAGGUGACUCAGGAUCCACGGAUGGUGCUGCCACUUCGAUGGGAGGAGCUGAUGGAGGUGGAAGGUUCGGACUCAGAGCUGCUGUUUACCUCCAUGACCAAACAGAUCCAAAACCUGCUGGCCCAGAGAGACACACACUUGGAGAGGAUAGUCGAGCUUUGUCGUGAGCGGGAGGCCCAGGCUGACUCAACCCCGGUGCCCCUGGGUGGUCACAGCGAGGAGCCACCCCAAAGUCUGGCGCUCCAGCUGGCGGACAGCAAGGCUAAACUCCGCCGCCUCAAACAACAACUUGAAGAUAAAGGUGAUCAGAUAUUGGAUUAUAAACAGGAGAUUCAAACCAUGGAGGAACAACUAAAAAAACUUCAGAAAGAGAACCGCUCUCUGCAGGGCGAGGUGAGGGGCAUGCGUGCACUGCGGGAUGAGCUGGACUGUGCCCGGGAGCGAGCGGCUCGGGCCGAGCAGCUCCAGACGGAGCUUCAGAGCUGUAAACACAGAUUACGCAGCCUGGAACUGACACGCACUCAGCUGAAGGAGCAGCAGCAGCUGUGUGUAGCGCUGCAGGAGACCAAAGCUCUUCUAGAAGAACAACUGGUGGAUGCACGGUCACGCUGCUCCUCGCUAAGGGAGCUGGAGAGGGACAACCUUCUGCUACGUCAGAAAAUCAUAGAUGUGGAAGUGGAGCGGGACACCGAGAGGCAGCGAGUUGAUGAGCUGCUGGAAAUGAACAUGAGCCUCGAGGCGGACCUAAGGCACUGCAGCAACAGUGACAGCAGCUCUGCUCCGGUCGCUGUGGUUCACCACCGUUUCCUCCAAUCAGAACUGGACUCUGAUGAGGAGCUGAGCGAGCUGAUUGAUCAGAAGCCGCUGAGCGUGGAAGUGGGCGAGGCUUCGACGCUGAGGCUGCUGGGAGCCGAGCAGGAAAACGCAGAGCUGAGGAGACGAUUGGAGGAGUUACAAGCCCAGCAGGAGGCUGAGUUGCCAGAUGCAAAGGAUGAGCUGGCUUGCCUGGAGAUGAAGCAUCAGAGCACACUAAGGGAGUUCCAAAACCUGAAGAAUGAAAAUGCCACUUUGAAGCAGCGUCUGGAACAGUUAAUGACCAAUCUGCAAUACAUGGAGGACAAGAAGAAAGACGAGGAAGGGAAGAAACCAUACAGAAAUGAAGAAAAGGAUGAGAGAGGCAUUCAGGGUUCUGAAUUGUGCAGAGAGGAUGGUGAAGGAAGGGUGAAGAUGAUGGAGGAGAGGGAGAGAAGAAGAGGACAAAUCAUUGGCAGCCAGAGAGAAGCUGGGGUUGGCGAAGAAGUUCUGGAUGUUCAAGGGGGAAAAGCAGAACCAUGUGAUGAUGAGAUCCAGUCCAAAAAGAGGGGGGAGGCAGAAGGAGGCCACAAAGACAAGGAGAAAGAGGAGAAGGAGCAUAAGGCAGAGCAGACUGCAGCAUUGAGCUCCCAAACUCCAAGUGUAGAAAAUGACAUCCAGAGAAGCAUAGAGGUUAAUGCAGAGGGCACGUCUGCAGAUCAGGCUGCGUGUUCCCUCUCAGGCCAUGACGUGGAACAUCUGACACAUCAGCUCCAGGAGGCGCAGGACGAGACCGACAGGCAGGCGUUGGUGGCCCAGGACCUGCGAUCCAAACUGGGUGAACAGAGCAGAAAGACCUGGGAGGCAGAGCAGAGGCUGGUGCUUCUGGAGGCCGAGCUGCAGCGGCUGAGGAAGGCUGCAGAGAGUCUGGGAGAGGCCCGGAGACAGAUAGAGGUCCUUCAGUCAGAGGGUCUGGUCAUGGAGGAGGAGUUGUGUCGUUUGCGGAGCCAAGCUGAGCUUCACAGAAUGCAGACAACGGUCAUCGCCACCCUGGAGGGAGAGAAAGCCGCACUGGAGAGAGACAGGGACACACUACGCAGCAGUGUGGAUGCCCUGCGCACCGCCCAGCGCAAGGGUGACCAGUUAGAGCUGACCACUCAGACUCUCAGGGCAGAGCUGGAGCGUCAGGGCCGGAGCUUGGAGACCUCUCGCCGUCGGGAGGUGGAGCUGGAGGCAGAGCUCCGCGAGGCCACGCUGGAGGCUGAAUCUGCAGUCAGGGCUCGGGACCAGGCACUGCUGGAGGCCUCGCGCUUGGAGCAAGAGAAGGAAGUGUGUCAGACAGAGCUCGACAGCCAACGGAAGGAGGGGAGGCAGAGGGAGAGGGAGUCAGGGAGACUGAGGCAGCAGCUGGAGAGCACAACCCUGGCCCUAGAGCACAGCAACCAGAGAGCCCGGGCUCUGGACGCUGAACACAGACGUGUGUGUCAGCAGCUGUCUGAAUCCAAGGAGCUCUGCACUCGGCUGCAGGACCUGGAGAAAGAGCUCAACACUCGAUUAACCAGCAUGGAGGAGGGUAAACAGCAGCUGCAGGAACAGUAUGCAGAAGCACAGGCCAAGAUUAGUUCACUGUCCCAGGAGCUGUCCAAAGAGCAGGAGAGUUCUCAGGCUUUAUCCGCUGAAGUUGAACGUCUGAGGCAGAGACUACAAAAGGCUGAGACCGAACUGCAGAUGGCAACUGAUUCUCUCAACCAAUCACAGCAAAGAAUAGAGUCACUGUCUUAUAACCUGAAGCAAAGUGAAAAUCUUCUUCAGCUGGAAAAGAGAAGAGGAAGUGCAGAAGUGGAUGCUGCGACUAAUUCUAAUUCAGACUCAGACAAAACACACAUUUGUCAGACAGAGACUCAGGAGAUGUCACCUGGGGAUGAAACUCUUUCACCUGGCAAAGGUCAUGACCAUGAUUAUACCACAGGAGAGACAGAGAGGCAGCUGACUGAGAGACUGGUAGAACUAGAGAAGGAGAAAGCGCUGGCAGUUGCCGGACAGGAGGCUUUGCUGUCACGUCUGUCCCAGUCCCAGGAGGCGUGUGAGCACCUUAAGGAGCAGCUGGAGGCUCUGCAGAGGCACUCGCUCAGCCUACAGGACUCCUGCACCAGAUUACAGACACUCAACACCCAGCUACAGGUGGAGCAAGCAACGCUGAACUCCCAGCAUGCAGCGGCGCUGGCGCGAUGCAGUGAGAGCAAGGCUCAGUGUGCGACCCUGGAGGCUGAGUCUAAGGUGUGGGCACGGGAACGGGAGGAGUCCGUGGUCCGGAUGGAGGCCCUGAGGCGGGACCAUGAACGAAUGACAGCUCUGCAGCAGCGGCAGGAGGUGGAGCUGGAGGAGCUGCUGGAGAAACACUCGCAACUCAGGAGCAACUACCGCAGCCUGGAGGCCCAGCACAGAGAGUUAGAGGGAAGGUACAAGGAGCUGCUGGCCGGUAAAAGCCAGCUGGAGGAGAGAGAACAGGAGAUGAAGAUGGAGCGAGAGGAAAUGGAGGCAGAAGCCCAGAGGAGGCUGGAGAGGGAACGAGAACUGGAGAGGCUGAAAGAAGACAAUGAGAGGCUGCAGGCCCAGCAGAAGGAGUGGUUGGCGUCGCAGGCGGAGCUGCUGGCUCAGGGCUCGGUGCUGAGGGGGGAGCUGAGCGCCUCCCAGCUGGAAAAGACUCGACUGGAGGGGGAGCUGAGCACCCUGAGGGAAACCAACCAAAGCCUGGACCUCAGCAAUGCCCGCCUCACCAGCCAGUACCAGCUGUUGACCCAGCUGAAGGGGAACAUGGAGGAGGAGAACCGACAGUUAGCAGAGCAAACCCAGAGUCUGCUGAAGGAGAACCGGGCUUUACUGGAGCAGAGUCUGGAGCGGCGAGAUCAGCACUACACACAGCAGAGGGAGUACCAAGAGAAGCUGAGUGAGCUCCGCCGGGAGAAGCAGAAGUUGGUUGAGAAGAUUAUGGAUCAGUAUAGAGUCCUUGAGCCCAGCAUGCAACCUCCACCCAGCAAGGCCAAGAAAUCUAACUGGAUUGCAGACAGGAUGAAGAAGCUAAUCAAACCACGGGGAGGAGGAAGAGAGGGACGCGCCCUCUUCACCGCCGCAGGCAGUGUGGAGAACCUGGCCGACAGCACUGAAUUUACAUCAGACACACACACACCUCAGCUGGUUUCAGACCCCCGCAGUGCACCAGUGUCUCCCUCCACAUCAAGAAAAUCUCAAACAGAGCCAGAUAUUUCAGUUCCUGGGACCCCAGCGACGCGUUCCGGCUCUGGGGGCCGCCGUAAACUGGGGUCUCGUCACGGCUGGGGUCUUGGUCUGGCCAGGGGAGGUUCUGGAGUUUCCCAGUCUUUCAGCCCUGGUGACCAUAAAACCCCUCCCCGGCUGCGGCUGCGCUCCUCCCAGCAACCUGGCUCUGUCCUCUGGGAGGGGGAGAAGAGCGAAACAAGUGCUCCCCCGGCAGCAGCCGCACCAGUUAUGGGCCCAGACGAUGUAGAGGACGAUGAGGGCAGAAGUCAGGAGGAGAAAGUGGAAUGAAGAAGAUAUUUGGCAUGUCUUUGCACUUCAGAAAAGUCUAUCCUCACAAAUCCAGAAAAAAUAUGUUUGUUUUGUUUUUUAAGAUAUUAAUAAAUUGAAAUUGUAAUUGA
Molecule: messenger RNA, 5829 nt
Organism: Sphaeramia orbicularis (orbiculate cardinalfish)
Lineage: Eukaryota; Metazoa; Chordata; Actinopteri; Kurtiformes; Apogonidae
Gene: ccdc88b
Product: coiled-coil domain containing 88B
Exons: 27
Coding region: 833-5719 (1628 amino acids)
Biological process (GO): cytoskeleton-dependent intracellular transport; cytoplasmic microtubule organization
Cellular component (GO): cytoplasm; centrosome
Molecular function (GO): microtubule binding; dynein light intermediate chain binding
Source: RefSeq, a predicted model, not a curated record